UGCUCCUCUACUCCCUCCCUGUCCGCCUGCCUCCCUCCGCGUGUAGGCUCUCUCCGCUGGCAGGGCAGAGUAGAGUAGAGCGAGCGCCCUUCAAUUCUCUCCAACCCAGCCGGGCAAUGCCGUACAAACCCUAGCCCCCCGCCCCGCUGAUCCCCGCGCGCGGCCAUGGGCAACUGCUGCCGCUCGCCGGCCGCCGCCGCGCGGGAGGACGUCAAGUCCUCGCACUUCCCCGCCUCCGCCGCCGCCAGGAAGAAUAAGCCGCACCAGCCCCGGAGCGGCGCCGCGGGGACCGGCGGGGGAGGCGGGCAGAAGCGGCUGGCCGUGCUGGGCGAGGAGGGGUGCGACUUCAUCGGCGGGAUCGACGACAAGUACCUGCUGGACCGGGAGCUGGGGCGCGGCGAGUUCGGGGUGACGUACCUCUGCGUCGACCGGGACACCAAGGAGCAGCUCGCCUGCAAGUCCAUCUCCAAGCGCAAGCUGCGCACCCCCGUGGACGUGGAGGACGUGCGGCGGGAGGUGGCCAUCAUGCGCCACCUGCCCCGGAGCCACAGCAUCGUGGCCCUGCGGGAGGCGUGCGAGGACGAGGGCGCCGUGCACCUCGUCAUGGAGCUCUGCGAGGGCGGCGAGCUCUUCGACCGCAUCGUCGCCAGGGGCCACUACACGGAGCGCGCCGCCGCCAACGUCACCCGCACCAUCGUCGAGGUCGUGCAGCUCUGCCACCGCCACGGCGUCAUCCACCGGGACCUCAAGCCCGAGAACUUCCUCUUCGCCAACAAGAAGGAGAACUCGCCGCUCAAGGCCAUCGAUUUCGGCCUCUCCAUUUUCUUCAAGCCCGGUGAAAAGUUUUCAGAAAUUGUUGGAAGCCCUUAUUACAUGGCUCCCGAAGUAUUGAAGAGAAACUAUGGACCGGAAAUAGACAUAUGGAGUGCCGGGGUUAUCUUAUAUAUUUUACUAUGUGGAGUUCCUCCAUUUUGGGCCGAGACCGAACAAGGGGUAGCACAAGCUAUUCUUCGUGGAAAUAUCGAUUUUAAGCGGGAACCCUGGCCUAAUGUAUCGGAAAAUGCUAAAGAUUUGGUUCGACGUAUGUUGGAACCAGAUCCAAAGCUCAGGUUAACUGCAAAGCAGGUUCUUGAGCACCAUUGGCUUCAAAAUGCUAAGAAAGCUCCAAAUGUUCCUCUUGGCGAUAUUGUCAAGUCAAGGCUUAAGCAAUUUUCGAGAAUGAAUAGAUUCAAAAGAAGAGCUCUAAGAGUCAUCGCUGAUCAUUUGUCAGCUGAGGAAGUUGAGGAUAUAAAGGAGAUGUUUAAGGCAAUGGAUACUGACAAUGAUGGCAUUGUCUCUUGUGAAGAAUUGAAGAGUGGGAUAGCAAAAUUUGGCUCUCACCUUGCGGAAUCAGAAGUGCAGAUGCUUAUUGAAGCUGUGGAUACAAACGGUAAAGGAGUACUAGAUUAUGCCGAAUUUCUAGCUGUCUCUCUUCAUCUGCAAAGGAUGGCAAAUGACGAGCACCUUCGGCGGGCCUUCUUAUUCUUCGACAAGGAUGGCAAUGGUUACAUCGAGCCGGACGAGCUUCGAGAGGCUCUGAAGGAUGACGGAGCAGCUGAUAGCAUGGAAGUUGUGAAUGACAUACUGCAAGAAGUUGACACCGAUAAGGAUGGCAAAAUUAGCUACGACGAAUUCGUGGCGAUGAUGAAGACGGGCACAGACUGGAGAAAGGCAUCACGGCACUACUCGAGAGGCAGAUUCAACAGCCUUAGCAUGAAGCUUGUGAAGGACGGUUCCGUCAAAUUGGGCGUGGAGUAAAAGCCAUGGUGUUUAUUUGUGCAUGUAGUUAGGCAUUUGGGCCCCACUAAGCAGCAGCUCCUUUAGUUUUUGUCAUGGUCGUUUUGCGUGGAAAUUUAGAUAGGUGGAACCCCCUCUGAUUGGCUCACAUGUGUAAUUAGUUCUCCUGGAUCAGUGGCAGUCGCACGCACGCGCUGACGGAUGUACCAAGAGCAGUGCGCCUGCUUUUCUGAACCACUGAUGUUAAGUGUUGUACAAUGUUUUGCCGUACACAAAUACAGUUUCUAGAUUUGGCGUAAA
Aegilops tauschii subsp. strangulata is the source of this 2076-nucleotide messenger RNA. Its product is annotated as calcium-dependent protein kinase 3. Gene Ontology annotation, biological process: protein phosphorylation. The record is from RefSeq and is a predicted model, not a curated record. Gene Ontology annotation, molecular function: calcium ion binding; protein kinase activity; ATP binding. NCBI's taxonomy places the organism in Eukaryota, Viridiplantae, Streptophyta, Magnoliopsida, Poales, Poaceae.